AGAGUUGUGAUUAGUCGACACCAUGUCAUCUACUGCUACGUUCAACCCGUUCCUGGAUCCCUGCUAUGACGAGUCCUGGGGAUGCACUUUCAACAGUAUGUCCCCUUACAUGUGGGCUAAUCUCGGUAUUACCUUUUCUUUGGCAUUCUCCGUUAUCGGUGCUGCCUGGGGUAUCUUCCUCACCGGUUCCUCAUUGGUUGGUGCUGCUGUUCGUGCUCCUAGGAUUAAGUCUAAGAAUCUUGUGUCUAUUAUCUUCUGUGAGGCUGUCGCUAUCUAUGGUGUUAUUAUGAGUAUCAUCAUGAAUUCCAAGAUGGAGGGUGCUAGAGAAUUCGUUCCCCCAGCUAUCCCCACUGGUAACAUGGCUGUUGCCCAGGCUGCUGGAUACUGCCUCUUCGCAUGCGGUCUCUCUGUUGGUUUCUCUAACCUCUUCUGUGGUGUCUGUGUCGGUGUCUCUGGUUCCGGCUGUGCUCUUGGUGAUGCUCAGAAGCCCGAGUUGUUCGUCAAGAUGCUCGUUGUUGAGAUCUUCGGCAGUGCCCUCGGUCUUUUCGGUAUCAUUGUUGGUAUCAUCCAGGCUGGCCAGGGAACUUUCCCUAAGGACAUCACUCCCCAGAUCCCCAUGUAAAGAAGGAGCAUCCUCAUGAUGAUGAUGGUGAUGCUCGUUACUGAUAAACCGGUAGUGGCUUGAGUGGUUGUCUUCGAUCCGUUGCUGAUAGUCUCAAUAGUUGUUAAGACUCGUGGCAUAUUCAGUUGUGAAGUCCUUAAAGGCUUCCAGUAGUUAGUGGCUGCUGCUCUUCCGUACAUCGAAUCGGUUCUUGUUUAACAGCGUCAUCAUACCAUUCUUGGCAAUGCAAAUCAAUAAGGGUUGUCGCCGCCACAGUCCCUAGUUUUUGAGGCGUCACCACUCUUGAUGAGAGUAGUACCAUUACAGUUGCUAAAUGCUCUAGCGAGCCGGUCUGCCCUAGUGCUAGUUGAUGGUUUAGCAAUCGUCUGCACUGAUAACAGCAUCCACUCCUUCA
Perkinsus marinus ATCC 50983 is the source of this 1016-nucleotide messenger RNA. RefSeq names its product vacuolar ATP synthase 21 kDa proteolipid subunit, putative. Lineage: Eukaryota; Perkinsozoa; Perkinsida; Perkinsidae. Gene Ontology annotation, cellular component: proton-transporting V-type ATPase, V0 domain. The transcript is spliced from 4 exons. Gene Ontology annotation, molecular function: proton-transporting ATPase activity, rotational mechanism. The record is from RefSeq and is a predicted model, not a curated record. The coding region runs from base 23 to 622 and encodes 199 amino acids. Gene Ontology annotation, biological process: proton transmembrane transport.